This is a messenger RNA of Acinonyx jubatus (cheetah), 1076 nucleotides long. It is a transcript of the gene TMEM17, whose product is annotated as transmembrane protein 17. Lineage: Eukaryota; Metazoa; Chordata; Mammalia; Carnivora; Felidae. Bases 213 to 809 code for a protein of 198 amino acids. The transcript has 4 exons. Gene Ontology annotation, biological process: non-motile cilium assembly. The record is from RefSeq and is a predicted model, not a curated record. Gene Ontology annotation, cellular component: ciliary transition zone.
CCGUUUCGCACACGAGGUUGCGGCGCUCGCCAGGACACAACUCUCAGCACACCUCUCCUUUCCAGGCGUUCGUGCUCGCGACCUGCGCUUCUACCCCGCAGUGCGGCCGCGCGCGCCUGGGCCCCAGCAUCUCGCGCUGCCCGGUUGCCGUGGGAACGGUAGAAGGAGGCAGCGUCCGCAGACCUAGCUGUAAGCCGUACCGAGGCCCGGCCAUGGAGCUGCCGGAUCCGGUCCGCCAGCGGCUGGGAAACUUCAGCCGGACCGUGUUCAGCGACUCCAACCGGACCGGGCCGGAGUACAGCGAGGGUCCUGAUAAUGAAAUGGUUUCCAGUUUGGCAUUGCAGAUGUCACUUUAUUUUAACACUUACUUUUUCCCACUUUGGUGGGUAAGCAGCAUUAUGAUGCUUCAGAUGAAGUAUUCAGUCUUGCCUGAUUACUACAAAUUCAUUGUGGUCACUGUUAUCAUCAUAAUAACCUUAAUUGAAGCUAUCAGGUUGUAUCUGGGCUACAUGGGGAACCUACAGGAAAAGGUUCCUGAAUUGGCUGGCUUUUGGCUUUUGAGUCUUCUGUUGCAACUGCCUUUAAUUCUAUUCUUGCUCUUUAAUGAAGGCCUAACGAAUCUGCCAUUGGAAAAAGCAAUACACAUCAUCUUCACUUUGUUCCUUACUUUCCAAGUUGUUUCAGCCUUUGUUACCCUGAGGAAAAUGGUAAAUCAGUUGGCAACUCGUUUCCACCUCCAAGACUUUGACCGGCUCUCUGCAUACAGAGGAGGCACGAGAAGAAUGAGAUCCUGUAUAGAAGAGAUUUGACCCAGUGCUGUUGAGUGAAAAGCUGAAAGAUCCUUUAGCAAGACUGUAAGAGGGACAUAUCAGAGAUCUAGCAUGAGAGAAAGGACAAAGCAAGUGUUUUGAACUGUAUAUUGUCUAGCUCUGAAAUUCCAAAGCUGGGGGCAAUGAUAAGACUGAUUGUACAGUACACGAAAGCAGUAAGUCAACCCUACAGCCUAGAUACUGUCCACCUGGUGGACAAAUAUCUUAAUAUUUUUGUUGUUGACUUUUUCAGGUGUAUAGAAAUCU